Lizanozyma spartinae is the source of this 777-nucleotide messenger RNA. It is a transcript of the gene RSM10, whose product is annotated as mitochondrial 37S ribosomal protein uS10m. Lineage: Eukaryota; Fungi; Ascomycota; Pichiomycetes; Serinales; Debaryomycetaceae. Bases 1 to 777 code for a protein of 258 amino acids. The record is from RefSeq and is a predicted model, not a curated record. The transcript has a single exon.
AUGUUGGGACGUUUAUCUGGUUCGGCGUUGUGUGUCCGUGGUAUACGGACUUUUUCGAGUUCAGUUGCCGUUUUGAGUGGAGGCCAACGGAAGUUUCAAACACCACAAGAAUUUGUCCAGCUGAAAGCUACAGAAGCAGCACAAGAUCAACAAUUCAAAGAACACCUUUUACAUGAGGCAGCCAACACCGAAUAUAAACCUAAGACCAUCCGUGGGAAUGAUAUUAACCCCGUUUCCAAAAGACCUGUACCUUUAAAUGUGGAACUCUUACAGUAUGAACCCAUUCAACUCCCAAAAACUCAUGGCCAUAAGGUCGCAGUGCUUAAGUUCAGAGGGUACGAUAAGUCAGAGCUCAGUAGAGCAGGAGAAUUUGCAUUACGUAGUGCUUUCUUUUUAGGGAUUCCAACCCUGAAGCUUGCCAAUGCAAAGACUGAAAAAAGAUUAUAUACUGUGAUUAAAUCUCCUUUCGCCCAAGCUAAGCUGAAGCAGAAUUUCCAUAGAGUCACUUAUAAUAGGUAUGUGGUAGCAUACGAUGCCAAUCCUGAGAUAGUGGAUUUGUGGCUCUCCUACAUCAACAAGCAUGCCAUUGAAGGUAUCAAUUAUUCAGCAGAAUUGUACACUCAAGAAGGACUAGACUACGCUACGCAAUUGGAGAACUUGGCUCUCACCGACAUGGCAUUACCUGAAGCAUACGCUGAUUUAGAUGACCCUAUUGCCUCCAAGGUUGAGGAGUUGUUACAAUCACAAACAUUCAGUAAGUUGCUUGAAAAGGAGUAA